GGUCAUCCAACGGUAACAUGGCGGCGGCCGGGAGCCGCGGCUACCAGAUAUGUCUAUCAACAAGUAUUAAGCUUUUGUGCACAAAGUCUCAAGUUCCAGCGCUCAACAGAACUCAUAUUUACAGGAUAUGCAACCGUUCUUCUACGGAGCAAUGUCAGGUUCGAAGUUACACAUCAGAUGGGAGAAGGGGCUUUCUUGGUGGUUUAUUGGACAAUAUCAAACAAGAACUAGCAAAAAACAAAGAAAUGAAAGAUAGCAUUAAGAAAUUUCGAGAUGAAGCAAAAAAGUUAGAAGAAUCGGAAGCUUUACAAAGGGCACGGAAAAAAUAUAAAACCAUUGAAUCUGAAACAGUCAAAACCUCAGAAGUUUUAAAGAAAAAGCUAGAAGAGUUUUCAGAAACAGUAAAAGAGAGCCUCGAUGAAGUUGGAAAAUCUGAUAUUGGUAAAAAAAUAAGGGAAGGAGUAGAAGAAGCAGCAAAAUCAGCAAAACAGUCUGCAGAAACUGUCAGCAGGAGUGGGGAGAAAAUCGGGAAGACUACUGCUUUCAAAGCAAUAUCUCAGGGUGUUGAAUCUGUUAAGAAGGAACUAGAUGAGAGUGUCCUUGGGCAGAGUGGGACCUACCGGCCACCGUCAUUGCUGAGGAAAAGAAGCGACUUUUCAAAAGCUAAAGCCACGGAGGAAAAAGUAUUUGAAGCAAAUGAAGAAGCAAUGGGGAUGGUGCUGCAUAAAGACUCAAAAUGGUACCAGCAAUGGAAGGAAUUCAAGGAUAAUAAUAUUGUCUUUAACAGAUUCUUUGAAAUGAAAAUGAAAUAUGAUGAAAGUGAUAACACAUUUAUUCGAGCAUCACGAGCUUUAACUGACAAAGUGACCGAUUUGAUAGGGGGGCUGUUUUCUAAGACUGAAAUGUCAGAGGUGCUGACAGAGAUUCUGAAAGUCGACCCCCACUUUGAUAAAGACACAUUUUUAAAGCAAUGUGAGAGGGACAUCAUUCCCAAUGUUCUGGAGGCUAUGAUGAGAGGUGAACUCGAUGUUCUGAAGGACUGGUGUUAUGAAGCAACUUAUAGCCAGCUUGCACAACCCAUUCAACAAGCCAAGGCCAUGAACCUUCAGUUCCGAUCCAAAAUACUUGACAUUGACAAUAUCGAUCUGGCAAUGGGGAAAAUGAUGGAGCAGGGACCUGUUCUAAUUAUCACCUUCCAGGCUCAGCUAGUCAUGGUUAUCAAGAAUCACAAUGGAGAAGUGGUGGAGGGGGACCCGGAUAAAGUGUUGAAGAUGCUUUAUGUGUGGGCUCUUUGUAGAGAUCAGGAUGAGCUGAACCCUUAUGCUGCCUGGAGACUUCUGGAUAUUUCUGCAUCAAGCUCUGAGCAAAUCCUAUAAAGGAGGGACCUGGCUUUUGGGAUUUUUGCAUUCUUCCCUUGUGAACCUGUGUCUGGGUGUCCAUUGGAAAGUGAACCUACUAAGUCAGCAGAGCCUUAAGACUCUAGGUGCUAAUGUGUCAAAAGACUGCAGAGGUUUUGAUGCCAUUAUCAGUCCUAUAUAAAAAGACAAGCAAAUGAAAUAAAGCAUGGCUGCUGUCUUGUAAAUAAUUUGUAUUAAAUAAACAAUAGCACUGGUAUUUUCUACCAGCAAGAUCAGAGUAUGUUCCUUUUUUCCUGACUUUUUAUUACAUUUGCUCUAACAUUGUACUUUAAUAUUUGAUGUUAAAUUAUGGCCACAGAACAUGGCAGGAUGCUUCAAUUUGAUUCACAUUCCCUGAGCUAGGAUAUACAAAAAAAUCUGCCUAUUCUCUUCAUUGGAUUUAGAAGUUCACAUAUAUGAAUGUUGGGCUGCCAGAUUAGACACUGUGGAUGUCGCAUUCCUUGUUUCUAUGGCAACCUGUUGACACUUAUUGGUUAAGUUUACCUGCAGAACAGCCAAUGCCUGUACCUCAUUAAGAAUCAAAGGCUUUGUGAUUGGAGAACUAAAAUGGUAGAAAGAUAUAACAGGCUUGGAUUAGGUAUCUUAUUGCCAUGUUUUUAUGCACUUAAUGAUCCAAAUUCAAUAAAAAAAAGUCAAACACCAUUGAAAACUGGGGACUUGAUCUGCC
Mobula hypostoma (lesser devil ray) is the source of this 2085-nucleotide messenger RNA. It is a transcript of the gene timm44, whose product is annotated as translocase of inner mitochondrial membrane 44 homolog (yeast). The transcript has 13 exons. Gene Ontology annotation, cellular component: mitochondrial inner membrane. Gene Ontology annotation, molecular function: protein-folding chaperone binding. The record is from RefSeq and is a predicted model, not a curated record. Lineage: Eukaryota; Metazoa; Chordata; Chondrichthyes; Myliobatiformes; Myliobatidae. Gene Ontology annotation, biological process: protein import into mitochondrial matrix. The coding region runs from base 18 to 1376 and encodes 452 amino acids.